Molecule: messenger RNA, 2206 nt
Organism: Pieris napi
Lineage: Eukaryota; Metazoa; Arthropoda; Insecta; Lepidoptera; Pieridae
Gene: Dic1
Product: mitochondrial dicarboxylate carrier
Exons: 6
Coding region: 28-900 (290 amino acids)
Biological process (GO): phosphate ion transmembrane transport; thiosulfate transport; succinate transmembrane transport
Molecular function (GO): oxaloacetate transmembrane transporter activity; thiosulfate transmembrane transporter activity; antiporter activity
Source: RefSeq, a predicted model, not a curated record
CCAGUUGGUUGCUGCUAGGCAAGUAGAAUGGGGGAAGUAAGGAUAUCUCGAUGGUACUUUGGAGGCCUUGCCUCCGCUGGUGCAGCAUGUGUAACCCAUCCCUUGGAUUUAUUGAAAGUACAAAUGCAGACCCAAAAAGGAAACAACGUCUCUAUAUUGAAACUCACCCAAAUAGUUUUGAAAAAUCAAGGUAUAAUGGGAUUGUAUAAUGGAAUAUCAGCAUCUCUUUUACGUCAGCUUACAUAUUCAACAGCAAGGUUUGGUAUUUAUGAAGUAGCAAAACAAACUUUGGCACCUAAAGAUGGUGUGCCUAUUCCGUUCUAUAUGUCGGCUUUAUUAGCUGGUCUUGGCGGUUUUGCUGGUGGUUUUGUUGGUAAUCCAGCUGACUUAGUCAAUGUGAGGAUGCAAAAUGAUGUGAAACUUCCCCCAGACCAAAGAAGAAAUUACAAAAACGCAAUUCAUGGUUUGUAUCGAGUUGCGGUAAAAGAGGGAGUCAUGCGUUUAUGGGCUGGUGCAUCAAUGACUUGCAGCCGAGCCGCAUUGAUGACUAUAGGACAACUCUCUUUCUACGAUUUAAUAAAGAGCUUCCUCACUACCACACCAUACUUUGGUGAUAAUGUUUCAACACAUGUUACUUCAAGUCUAUUAGCUGGUGCAAUAGCAACAACAAUGACACAACCUGUAGAUGUACUUAAGACUAGAGCAAUGAAUGCCAAGCCAGGUGAAAUUAAAGGUAUACUAAGUUUAAUAAUGGGAACGGCUAGAGAAGGGCCCCUUGCAUUCUUCAAAGGAUACAUUCCAGCAUUUGUGAGAUUAGCACCGCACACUGUACUGACAUUUGUAUUCCUCGAACAACUUAGAAUUAACUUUGGAUUUCUCAAAGUACAAAAAGUAGAAUAGAGGCCAAAGAACUUUUCAAAUAAAAUAUUGACUAUUAGAAUUCAGAUUUGUAGAAAAUAUAAAUAACAAAUAGAUACUUUUAACAGUAUCUUCAGUUUUGACAUAUAUUGAAUGUUGUAUGGCCUUAUUUGUGUUCAAAGUCAUGUUCCUAAUAGGGGAAUUCAACGUUUUCCGUCUAGUAUAAUGUAUAGUGUUUACAAUGUACACUUGACAAUAUUUUAUGCCAACUUUACCAUUAUUAUUUAUUUUUACACUUUUGACGAAAUAUAAAAUAGAUUUAUCUUAAAUGUUAAAUUAUGACUUGUAUUCUAUACAAACAGUUCAUAAAAUUCUGUUAAAAAAAAUGUAUCGGUUGAACGUUUUAUCUAUACAUAUAAAUCAUUGUCUCUAAAAAUCGUCACAAUGUUCAAUCAAGAUUAUUAUCGUAUUUAUGGUCUAAUUAUUCGUAAAAUAGUUCAAAUAUAGCACAUAUAUUUAUAACUUAGAGUAGUAAUUAAGUUACCAGUGAAUAAUUUCUUCUUGUGAUCUGGAUGCUGUGGUGAUAAUUUAUUAUUGUGUGUACAAUUUGUCUCGAAGACGUAGGAUACAUUGUAUCAUGUUGACUGUGUUUAUAAUUUAUAUUUUUACAUUAUACAUGCAAUGGCACAAAUAUUUAUUCGCAUAUAAUUUAAGUUUAAGCUUGAUAGAUUUAGUUGCAUUUAAUUAUAUUAUAGUUUUUCAAAUGGUUAGACAUGCUGGGAGAUUUUUUUUCUUAAGUAAAUGCUAAAACUCAUAGCUCUUGACUUACUAUCUAUACAGUAUGUGGUAGUAAUAAUUACUUAAAAUCCCAUACUUCCAUCUUUAAGGUUACUCUACCAUAAAAAACUAAAUAUAGUUAAUUAUUUUUUAUUAUGAUUAAUGCUUUUUAUUAUUUUCAUGCAUUUAUACUCUGUGCCAAAUAGACACCACUGGUUUUAAUAGAUGUAAUAUUUUUUGAUGUUUUUUAAUCAGUCAACGGACAUUCCUUAGGACAAUUUUAUUAAGUAAGUUAUGUGGCCUAUGAAAUAACGAAAUAAAUCUUUGGAGUUUGUGAUGUUUUAAUUUACCCAUAACGUAUUUAUUGUUAAAAGUUUCUAUUCUUGAAUCAAUGUCUUGCACAAAUUUAUCACUGUAUCUUCCAUGAGUAUACUUAUUUUAUUGAAAUUAGUCUUUAGAUGCAUUUUAACCAACGUUUAUUCACGUAUGUCUAUAGUAAUGUGUCUAAACGAAUAAGUGUAGAAAAAUAUUUUGUCAUAUAUGUGGUUGUGUAUUAAAAAUUGUUACAUAA